AUGGACCCCGAAAAACNGUAUCAAAUUGACGAGAAGAAUUUGGUUAUUGAUGAUUGUGAUCCCAAGCAGUCUGUAUAUGCCUUUGGGUGCAAAGGUUCUGUUCUGCAGAUCCAAGGAAAAGUAAACAACAUAACCCUUGAUAAAUGCAGUAAGAUGGGUGUUUUAUUCACGGAUGUUGUGGCAGCUUUUGAGCUUGUUAAUUGCAAAGGUAUAGAGGUGCAAUGUCAGGGUAUUGCACCAACAAUUUCAGUGGAUAAUACAUCUGGGGUCCAGUUAUACUUGAGUAAAAAUUCAUUGGAGGCUUCUAUUACGACAGCUGAGUCUACUGAAAUCAACGUUUCAGUGCCUGCUAAAGAAGGGCUUGAUUAUGAUUGGGAGGAGCAUGCAUUGCCGCAGCAGUUUGCUCAUGUGUACAAGGAUGGGCAAUUUGAAACUGUUCCAGUCACCCACUCCAGUGGUGGUUAACUGUUAAUCGGUGACACUAAUUUUGACUUGUUAAAACGUUUGAUCAAAUUCUUUUAAUUUGUUAUUUAUUUCAAAUACUCUAGCAUAUGCACCCCGGCGGGUUAUUAUUGAAUGAGCUUCUCGUGAAGUUCUCGUUUUCAUUUCUUUCUUAUAUAUGCACAAGAAUUAAAAUUUUGUAAUUUUUGAGUUUUAAAUAUAAUUUUAUACAUUUAUUAGUUGUCA
This is a messenger RNA of Ipomoea triloba (trilobed morning glory), 687 nucleotides long. Its product is annotated as cyclase-associated protein 1-like. Gene Ontology annotation, biological process: regulation of adenylate cyclase activity; cytoskeleton organization. Lineage: Eukaryota; Viridiplantae; Streptophyta; Magnoliopsida; Solanales; Convolvulaceae. The transcript is spliced from 6 exons. The coding region runs from base 1 to 465 and encodes 154 amino acids. Gene Ontology annotation, cellular component: cytoplasm. The record is from RefSeq and is a predicted model, not a curated record. Gene Ontology annotation, molecular function: adenylate cyclase binding; actin binding.